Molecule: messenger RNA, 525 nt
Organism: Penicillium egyptiacum
Lineage: Eukaryota; Fungi; Ascomycota; Eurotiomycetes; Eurotiales; Aspergillaceae
Source: the annotation of a GenBank genome assembly
AUGAAGAAGGAAAAUGGGGGUAACAUCCCCAUCCAGGCCAUCGGCCUGUCCCUCUACGAGCGCGUGGGCACAGACAGCGUUGAGGAGGCCCCCGGUACCGAAGUCAAACGUUUGCAAUGGCUCGACAUGAACUCUUCGAUGACCAACUUGGUUGGCAAGAACGUUCUUAUCGUUGACGAGGUCGAUGAUACCCGCACAACCCUACAAUAUGCCGUGAAGGAGCUCGAGGGCGACGUUAAGGAAGCCCAAAAGCAGCUCCCUCCGGGGGACCCCAUCAAGGACAAGGAGACUAACUUCUUUAUCUUCGUUCUGCACAACAAGCAAAAGGCCAAGAAGGGUGAUCUGUCCAAAGAUAUGGUGAACAAGCGUUACCACGCAGCGGUCACUACUGGGGAUGUCUGGAUCUGCUACCCUUGGGAGGCUGAGGACAUUGAAACACACGAUACUGAAGCCAAGAAACGCCCUAUCGUCGCUAUUCCGGCCGCCGAGACAGUCCAAGAAGCGCCCUCCCCCAAAGUCGUUUAA